Molecule: messenger RNA, 1785 nt
Organism: Aspergillus nomiae NRRL 13137
Lineage: Eukaryota; Fungi; Ascomycota; Eurotiomycetes; Eurotiales; Aspergillaceae
Product: 60S ribosomal eL24 domain-containing protein
Exons: 7
Coding region: 1-1482 (493 amino acids)
Biological process (GO): cytoplasmic translation
Cellular component (GO): cytosolic large ribosomal subunit
Molecular function (GO): mRNA binding; structural constituent of ribosome
Source: RefSeq, a predicted model, not a curated record
AUGAACCCAGACAGAGUCCCAAAAGAGUUCAUUACCCAAAUCGAAACUGCCCUUCGAAUCGAAGACGAUACCCUUGACCAGCCACUACUUGCCAAAAAUGAAGAUACUAACGCAGAAACGACAGUGAAGCAGGUUGAACCCAAUACCAACAGCAAUGAGGAACCACCGAGAGUAGGCUCUCUCAAAAGACGGUUGAAAAUGACCUUCACUGGCAACCCCUUGAAACUGUCCGGCGGCGACUCCGAUAGGCACAACUGCCAAAUUCACUCUCAGGAUAAAGCAACUCGCUCGGAACACUCUGGUUCCGGUGCUGCUAGUUUGACGGAUAGCAACACAACAGGCACACAUGGGAGUAUUCACAUCCCGACAAAGAAGUCGCCGACUACUCCUCCUACCCCCAAGUUUCUGAAGUACGUCAGGUCGGCUAACGAUUAUAUCUUUCUGGAUCUGGACUUCUUGGAGACAGAUACGUCGAACAAGGUCAUUCAAGACGGCUCGCUAUCUGCGAUGGAGGAUAUGAAGCAGCAAGCACCAGAAGUGAGCCCUCCAGGAAAGAAGUCUCCAGAGACAGGGGGGCAUGAUACCAAAAAGGGCCUCCAAAAACAGAUCGCACAUAUCCGUGGCCUCACUGGAACCGAAGUGAGAACGGUAUCUCCGACUGAUUCCAAGUCUCCACGCCGAGUGGAUGAUAGCCGACAAUGGAAUACUGUGAACCUGAGAUAUGCAGAAGUUCAGCAGACAAUUGCCGAUCCGGAAACUAAGCCCGAGAAAACCAACAAUGCAAGACAUAUGUUGCAGAUGAUUGAGGGGCUGGGUUCGCAUGUCAAAGACAUGAGUACCUUUUCCCUAUGUAGCGAACCCGGAGGCUGCGGCAGACGUCGAGGCUCCGCACCGCACCACAAUUGUGUCAGCGUCUCGCGAACAGCUCGCCGCAGCGACCGAUACGAUUCAACCACCCAACGCCAACCGACAACAUCUCGUUGCGCAUCUCCGACGUUCAAGAUGCGUACCUACGACGAUUCUUUCAGCGGUCAGAAGAUCUACCCUGGAAAGGGUAAGCUGUACGUCCGUGGCGACAGCAAGAUCUUCCGCUUCCAGAAUGGAAAGUCCGAGUCCCUCUUCCUCCAGCGCAAGAACCCCCGCCGCAUCUCCUGGACUGUCCUCUACCGUCGCCAGCACAGAAAGGGUAUCUCUGAAGAAGUCGCUAAGAAGCGUACCCGCCGUGCCGUCAAGUCCCAGCGUGCUAUCGUUGGUGCUUCCCUCGACGUGAUCAAGGAGCGCCGCAACCAGCGCCCUGAGGCCCGUGCUGCUGCUCGCCAGCAGGCCAUCAAGGAGGCCAAGGAGAAGAAGGCCGCUUCCGAGAAGGCUAAGAAGGCCGAGAAGGCCAAGAACGCCGCCGCCGGCAAGGGUACCGCCCAGCGCAUCCAGAGCAAGCAGGGUGCUAAGGGCUCUGCCCCCAAGGUUGCCGCCAAGUCUCGUUAAACGGAAUAGAAGCGGUUUGGCUUGGGCUGGGGAGUAUGAAGGAAUUCAGGAGGUUUCCGGAGCUGGAAUUUGUGUCUCCUUCACAAAAUUUUAUGCAAUAAAUCGGCGUAUGUGCGAUGGUUUCUUGCGGACGAGAUUCCCGCACGGCUCUCAGAUAGGCUCUGUCAUUAUGCGCCAUGGUAUUUACCAGGAAAUGGAAAAAUGGAUGUGACAUGAUAGCCGUUUUUGUCGCUCUGGGCCUGUAGAUUCCUGUACGGGUUUUUUAGUUUACGAUGUGACAUAAUGUCAUAAUUGGAUUUAGAU